AUGGGUGCUUGGUUACUGUGCAGUAGCGUUUAUAGUUUAUUUAUCUACGACUUGGAGACGACUGAUGAUUGCAACAUCGUUUUCUACACUCAUAUAUACAUUCUGGUGUUGGAACCAAAGAAUAUACACAAAUGGCUAAAAGGCUUUGAGUACGCAGUCGAUCAAAAGGAUGCAGAGAUUUUGAUUCGCAAAUUCAAGGAUAAUUCGUCUCCUCAAAGUCACAGUUUUUUCGAGGAUAUUUGGCAACAUAAGAUCUUCAUCGCUUACUGUACUAUACAGUUGUAUUUGUGGACAUGUGACAACUUCAUCUACUUUGGACUUUCACUGUAUAGCACCCAUUUGGCUGGAAAUGCUUACGCGAAUUAUCUGUUACUGGGUCUAGUUGAACUACCAGCCUACAUCGUUGGACCAGUUCUGUUAACUAUGUUGGGAAGAAGAUUUGUUGUUGCCGGCGCUCAUUUCUUGGCAGCACUUUGUUUUCUAGUUCCAAUGUUUGCAGAUGCAGACUCAUGGCUAUCGCUUUGCUGCUGGGUGCUGGGGAAAUUUGCAAUCAGUUGUUCUUUCAUGUCUUUGUUCGUUUAUGCCAGCGAAGUGUUUCCAACGCCAAUUCGAAAUGGCUGCGUCGGUCUAUGCUCUAUGCUUUCUAGAAGUGGAGCCAUAGCAGCGCCAUACAUAAAACUGCUAGGUUCCAUAUGGGAACUAUGGCCAAUGAUUCUUCUCGCCGCUUUAUCGUUCGUGGCUACCAUUCUCACUUGCUUCUUACCAGAAACCAAACGAAAACCUCUCCCAUCGAGUGUGGUUGAAGCUACACCCUGUUCAACAAACCUCUCUAGAUGA
Molecule: messenger RNA, 837 nt
Organism: Cylicostephanus goldi
Lineage: Eukaryota; Metazoa; Nematoda; Chromadorea; Rhabditida; Strongylidae
Source: the annotation of a GenBank genome assembly